Molecule: messenger RNA, 2238 nt
Organism: Pseudopipra pipra
Lineage: Eukaryota; Metazoa; Chordata; Aves; Passeriformes; Pipridae
Gene: RGS18
Product: regulator of G protein signaling 18
Exons: 5
Coding region: 190-897 (235 amino acids)
Source: RefSeq, a predicted model, not a curated record
GCGCAGCGUACGUGCAGCUGCAGUGGCAGUGAAGGUGGAGAACCACCUUCUUCCCACCACCUCCCUCUGCAAACUGCGCCGUUCCCGACCGGGGGCAGCCCCGGCUGGGCACAGCAUGUGAGAGCUGCUCCAGGUGCCACCGCUGCAAGGGAGCAAGAGGAACGUUUUCGGAGGCAUUUCUGAAGGAAGAUGGAGAACCCCCUUCUUUUAUUCCCCCAGCUGAACAUUUCUGCUUCAAAGGACAAACCCUAUUACAAAGUCAUGAAAUCGGUGAUUAAAGAAGAGCCACACAAAGCGAGCAAACCUGGAGCUAAGCAGAAGAGAAAUAGGCUGAGCCUGCUCCUGCAGAAACCUGAAUUCCAUGAAAGUGACCAUCUUGGUAAACCUGGAAACGUGGCAAAACCAGCAAGCAGUGUGUCUCCUGAAGAAGCAGUGAAAUGGGGAGAAUCUUUUGACAAACUGCUUUCUGAGAAAGCUGGGCUGGAUGCCUUUACAAAGUUUCUGAAAACUGAGUUCAGCGAGGAGAACAUCGAGUUCUGGAUAGCUUGCGAGGAUUACAAGAAAAGCAAAACUGCACAUGAACUUCUGCCAAAAGCUAAGACCAUUUUUGAAACAUUCAUACAGAAAGAUGCUCCAAAGGAGGUGAAUUUGGACUUUCACACCAAAGAAGCCACAAGUCAGAAUAUUCACCAGCCCCUCAUCACCACCUUUGACACAGCACAGAACACAGUCUACAGGCUGAUGGAGCAAGACAGCUACCCACGCUUCCUGAGAUCUGAUCCUUAUUUAAAUUUGGUUAAAGGGAGAAAUCCCAGUCGUCCCACCCUUAGGAGGCGGUCACGGUCUUUUACUGUCAAUGAUUUUCAAGGUGUACGCCCAGACUUUACUGUUUGGUAACAAGAAACCUCUGCCCUCAUAACAUCUAGCUACUGCAGCUACCUGUAUGCGUUUUAAAAUCCAAAUCCUUAGCAGGUGUAAAUAAGUGGCAAAGCAAAAUUAAAUGCACCUACACCAGGUCAGAGUUCUGAAGUAGAUGAUUAAUCUCAUUUUCAUAGAGAAGUAGGCAACAUAUUGGCAAGUCAUAUAAUGUAAAGUUUUUAUACAGUACUUUUUUUAAACUCAAGCAAAAGCUGUGAUCAUAUUUGGAGGAAAAAAUUGAAUUUCCUGCAUAAAAAUGCGGCAUAAAAUGCCAUUUGAUAAUAUCCAACAUUUAUCCUGGGCCUGUAUCAUUUAGGCCAGAGUUUCAUCACAGUUAGCAUGUAUAUACAUAGUCUUUGCACAUAUUUAUGUUUCUGCCAUAUUUCCUACACUAAGGACAGAGAAUCUGUGGUAUUUUCUCAUGCUGUAAAACACACGGGAACAUUAUAAGGUAUAAUGCAAAGUUACAUGAAUUUUAACUACAGACACUGCAUAAUUAUUAUGUAGCUAUUGCCUGUUUUAAGGGGAACAUAAAAAUACAUAUUUAAUUUUUUGAGGAUACAUUUUGUACUUUUUUCUUAUUACAUGUGUCUGUUCUCUGUAUUUAAGUUAUGCUGUAUAGAUUAACUUUGGCAUCAAAUACUCGUAUUCUAAUUUUGAGCAGCAAAAAAAGAGCCAAGAAUGUUAUUUUAACACAAUGUGCGUCAUUAAAUAUCAGGUCAUGUCCAUGUAGAUAUAUAUAUAUAUAUAAUAUUUCUACUUUUAUUUGUAAAUAGCCAUGGUAUGCCACCUUUGUUACUACACUUUGUUCUAAAUUUUCUCUGUCUUUCAUUUUGCAAGUGUAUCUGAAAACUAACAUCUCUUGGACUCAGGUAGAAUAACUUUCAGUUCUAUUGGUCAUUAAUAUACUAUCUAUACUUUAUAGCAGAGGAAGGAGAAAUCGCCAUUUUUAUUUCCUUACUAUUGAAAUCUCAUAUAUUUUUCAUACUCAGCACACACAGUUAUCCUGUCCUUCUCUUUCAGAAUUGAUGCAGACAUACCUUGAAGCAUGGGGCAGUUCUUAAAAGCUUAAACAUUGGUUCAGUUUAGCAAGGGGCUGCAGGAUUUAUUUGUAACUAUGGCUUCUAUUUUCAGUUGCUUCACAUGGAAUUUAAGUUUUCUCCCUUUUCUUCUCCUUUCUGUAAAUGGUGAAAGAGAAGAGAGGAAGUUCCUAAGGAUGGGACUUUUAUGUUCAUUGCUAAUUUGGAGUGUAUAUGAACUGCUUGAUCUGAGGGUUUCUGUGUCUGCUUUACUAACUUUCAAUAAAUCUGAUCUACUUAA